AUGCUCGCAACGGCCCCCCGCCUCCAUGUCCGGCGUCCCUCGCCCACGACAGCCGAAUUCACAGUGACAACGCGCCCGCCGCCGACCCUCACAGUCCGCGUCCUCUCAGGACUCCUAUUCGCCCUACGAAUCCUACUCUUCUUCUCCUCGAUCCUACUCCUCCAAGCCGCCUUGUCGGAAUCACCUUACGCCGCGUCCCUCCUCUCCCCAUCAACGGCAAGAGCAAGGCCCGGGAUCGCCACGACCGAUAGCCCAGACACCCUCUUCUCGAGCGCGACACUCUGGCAGGUCCUCCUCUUUAUACACACCUCCGUACCAGGCCGCCUAGCGCACGCCAUCGCGGCGUCCCAUGCGAUACCCCUCCCCGUCCUGGUCCCGGGGUGCCUCCUUGCAGCGUACGCGACGCUGAAGCGCACGCAUACCACCGAGAGCCUGCUCGUGCUGCGCGGCUUGGGCAUCCAGACCAGUUCGACGAGCGGGAGCUACCUGUCGGCCGCCGCGACGCGCUUCAUACCCACGGAAAAGAUUCAGGACGUGCUCGUCAACGAGGCGUUUCGGGGCUUCGAGGUGCGGUACUAUCUGAUCGUCAUAGUCGAGGGGGAGGAAGACAUUGUCGUCGUGUUCCCGAGGAUACUGCCAAAGAAGAAGAUUGUCGAGACGGUGUGGAGGGGCGUGAGGGGGUGUCUUUGGGAGGCGGACGGUGGGAGUUAUCAUAGGAAGAUGGAUGAGAGGUGGCACAAUGGGGUGUAG
Messenger RNA from Colletotrichum orchidophilum, 750 nucleotides. RefSeq names its product GPI-GlcNAc transferase complex. The record is from RefSeq and is a predicted model, not a curated record. The transcript has a single exon. Bases 1 to 750 code for a protein of 249 amino acids. NCBI's taxonomy places the organism in Eukaryota, Fungi, Ascomycota, Sordariomycetes, Glomerellales, Glomerellaceae. Gene Ontology annotation, biological process: GPI anchor biosynthetic process. Gene Ontology annotation, cellular component: glycosylphosphatidylinositol-N-acetylglucosaminyltransferase (GPI-GnT) complex.